Knipowitschia caucasica is the source of this 402-nucleotide messenger RNA. NCBI's taxonomy places the organism in Eukaryota, Metazoa, Chordata, Actinopteri, Gobiiformes, Gobiidae. The record is from the annotation of a GenBank genome assembly.
AUGUCCACCACCAGUACCUAUGUCCACCACCAGUACCUAGUCCACCACCAGUACCUAUGUCCACCACCAGUACCUAGUCCACCACCAGUACCUAUGUCCACCACCAGUACCUAUGUCCACCACCAGUACCUAUGUCCACCACCAGUACCUAGUCCACACCAGUACCUAUGUCCACCACCAGUACCUAUGUCCACCACCAGUACCUAUGCCAGUACCUAUGUCCACCACCAGUACCUAUGUCACCCAUACCGUCCACCACCAGUACCUAUGUCCACCACCAGUACCUAUGUCCACCACCAGUACCUAUGUCCACCACCAGUACCUAGGUCCACCACCAGUACCUAUGUCCACCACCAGUACCUAUGUCCACCACCAGUACCUAUGUCCACCACCAGUACCUAG